This is a messenger RNA of Lachancea lanzarotensis, 417 nucleotides long. It is a transcript of the gene MRPL38, whose product is annotated as LALA0S11e04214g1_1. Gene Ontology annotation, molecular function: structural constituent of ribosome; large ribosomal subunit rRNA binding. Lineage: Eukaryota; Fungi; Ascomycota; Saccharomycetes; Saccharomycetales; Saccharomycetaceae. The transcript has a single exon. The record is from RefSeq and is a predicted model, not a curated record. The coding region runs from base 1 to 417 and encodes 138 amino acids. Gene Ontology annotation, biological process: translation. Gene Ontology annotation, cellular component: ribosome; mitochondrial large ribosomal subunit.
AUGAUUUACCUGAAAUCUGUGAUCAAAGUUAUUGACAACUCCGGUGCUCAAAUGGCAGAAUGCAUCAAAGUUCUGAGGAAAGGUUCACCCAAAUCGCCUGCGAACAUUGGCGAUAAGAUCGUUUGUGUGGUGCAAAAAGCCAAACCUUUGACUCAAAAUAUCACAGGUACGUCAAAUACCAAUCGUGUUAAGAAAGGAGAUAUUGUACAUGCUGUUGUGGUGCGCACGAAACAAAAAAAUAUGGCUCGUGCCGAUGGAUCAACAGUAAGUUUUGGUGAUAAUGCAUGCGUUCUGAUCAACAAGAAUAGCGGUGAACCACUGGGCACUAGAAUAAUGGCCAACGAUGGUUGUGUCAGCAGAGAAUUAAGAGAAAAGGGAUUUAACAAAAUUUGUUCUUUGGCAACUCGUGUUCUUUAG